AUGCUGCCGUCGCGCGUGCUGUACGGGGCCGUGGCCAUGUCGGCGGGCGUGUUCGUGUUCUCGUUCCUGCAGGAGCGCGAGGAGCGGGAGGACCAGGAGCUCGAGUCGGCGGAGCGGCCCGUGACGUCCGAGCUCUUCUUCCAGGCCAUGGAGCAGAUGCCGCAGCUGUCGGCCCAGCAGCGGCUCGAGAUGCGGCGCUUCUGGCGCAACCUCACGCGCAAGCAGCAGCAGCGGCGACUCAGCGUCGGCAGCAGCGACAGCCUCGACGCGGACGCGGAGCCGCGCCGCGAGCUCGUGGUCAGGGACGUGCAGCUCUUCGCGCAGGAGUACAAGCGCGUGUUCCCCGACAUUUUCCCGGAGCAGCAGGUGCUGGACGCCGCGGAGCGAGCCGCUGACGCGGCGGAGCAGCUGCCCACCGCCUGGAGCGGCAUCGUGGGCAGUACCAGCACCAUGAUCAAGUCCACGGGCAAGAGACUCAACCACAUCGCCAAGGACACCAAGGACGAGGUGCAGUUCGCCAUGCACCGCACAGUGAGGAAAGUGCUGGAGAGCGCGCUGGAUAUCGUCGCCGCCAGGCUCAAGCAGACGCUGAAGGACCCAGACAUGCCGAGCUAUUUGAAGACGAACAUUGACAUCGGCAUCGAGCAGUUCAUGCCAGAUGUCAAGAUGGAGAUUUUCCGCAAGACGCGCGAGCUGUUUGGCCAGGAUUCGCCUACGAGUGCAUUAGAGAAAGCUGCGAAGGCCGGCGGAAGGAGCAGCGGAGGUGGCAGCGCCCCACCCAGCGGACGAGGAGAUGUCGUCCCAGUGACCAAGAGAAGGUUUGGACCCUUUCGUCGUCUCCGCGGACAUAUUUUGUAUCACUUGUUCCCGUGUGAUAAGACGAUUUGGAAAUCCUUCAAGGAUCCGUGGUGGGUUUUGUAUACGGGCGUGGGUCUUUUGCCGGUGGUGGGGCAGCUGUGGUGGAUCUUCAUGUUUAUCAUCAAGGACAAGACGAACGAGCACCAAUUGUGCCAGUUUAUUGUGAGUUUCAAGGCGGCGCAGUUAAUUACGCUGGGAAUCAUGCACAUGAUGUUUGGGAUCUUCAUGUACACGAAGUGUAUCGUGCAGGGCUCGAUGCUGGCGUGCCAAAAUGGAGGCGGCCCUGCGCUCAGUGACGGUACCGCGUGCUUCUUCGUGCUUCAGAUCGUCCUCGUCUGGGCGGCGUUCUUCCGACUGCCGUACACUGUGCGGCCACAAGAGUUGUAUCGUACGAAGUCUAUGGAGCUGCGAGAACGGCGCGUGUUUCACGAUGCUUUCGGCAACGAAGUGCAUUUAAAUCGUGGUGGCUACCUCAUGAAGUUCUGCGGAUAUGAGACGGUAUCUUUCACCGUGAUCAUGGCUCUCGCGAGUCUUGUACUAUGGCUUCCGUUCGAGUCGUGGCAGCGUCAAGCGUUGUUCUACUGGAUCCGCACUGCGUACGGCUUGUUUUCGUUCCCAUUCCUGGUGUUCAAAAUUCCAGUACUGGCUAAUGUGCUGAUGCACACGCGCCAAAUGGGCUACGACGAGCAAGGCGAUACGGUCAGGUUUGCUGUCAAGAAGCGGCACGAAUGA
Molecule: messenger RNA, 1590 nt
Organism: Phytophthora sojae
Lineage: Eukaryota; Oomycota; Peronosporomycetes; Peronosporales; Peronosporaceae
Exons: 1
Coding region: 1-1590 (529 amino acids)
Source: RefSeq, a predicted model, not a curated record